AACUACGACCAACAUGUGGCGAUUGGAGCGAAACGCAAAGGUGGCAGGUGGCUUAUAAGAAGUUCUUGUUUUUCGUAACUUUUGCGUGGAAAUACCUGUGUGUGUAAUUAACAGGUGUAGAAAGUUUCCUACUAGUUACUUGGGUUUCUUCUUGUCUGCUUUUAUUAUCAGGGGCAGUAUGUCUGAAAUAAAUAUUAAUGAGCCCCGAUGGGACCAAAACACAUACUGGGGGCGAGCUAAACACUUUUUCACUACAACAAAUCCUUUAAAUUUACUGUGCAGCAAUGCUGAACUGGAUAGAGCAAAGGAAAUUGUUGUUAAAUGCAGAAAAGAAGAGAAAGUUAAUCUUUCUGAAGAUGAAAUCUGGCGGGCAAAGCAUAUAUAUGACUCAGCUUUUCAUCCUGACACUGGAGAAAAAAUGAUUUUAAUAGGUCGAAUGUCGGCACAAGUACCUAUGAACAUGACAAUUACUGGAUGCAUGCUUGCAUUUUACAAAACAACACCACAAGUUGUAUUUUGGCAAUGGAUAAAUCAGUCUUUCAAUGCCAUUGUUAACUACACAAAUCGUAGUGGGGAUUCCCCUAUUCCUGUGAAACAGCUUGGGACUUCCUAUGUUCUUGCCACUUCUGGUGCUCUUGUUACAGCUCUAGGAUUAAAUAAUUUAGUAAAAACUGCACCACCUUUGAUUGGCCGUUUUGUUCCGUUCUGUGCUGUUGCUGCUGCAAAUUGUGUUAACAUUCCAAUGAUGCGGCUAAAGGAAUUGCAAGAAGGUAUACCUGUUGUUGAUAAAGAUGGUAACAAAAUUGGCUCUUCCAAAAUUGCUGCUAAAUGGGCAAUUGCUCAAGUUGUAUUAUCUAGAAUUGGAAUGGCUAUGCCUGGCAUGUUAAUUCCACCAGUAAUAAUGAACCAUUUGGAUAAAAAAGGAGUUCUGAAGAGGUAUCCAUGGAUAAAUGCUCCUCUUCAAGUGGGUCUUUGUGGUCUUUUCUUAGUAUUUGCAACACCUCUUUGCUGUGCACUUUUCCCCCAGCAAAGUUCUAUUGCUGUUGAUAAUUUAGAGCCAGAACUACAAGAAUGUAUUUCAAAACUCAAGCUAUCUGAAAAGUAUUUGUAUUAUAAUAAAGGUCUUUAAUGUUAACUAAUACAUUAUUAUGUAAUGAAUUCAAAUUAAUUUUAUACAUAGCUUUAUGUGUGUUUUUUUUAAGAAAGAAAGUUAUAAAGUAUUCUGCUGUGGA
Messenger RNA from Stegodyphus dumicola, 1232 nucleotides. It is a transcript of the gene Sfxn1-3, whose product is annotated as Sideroflexin-1-3. Gene Ontology annotation, molecular function: monoatomic ion transmembrane transporter activity. Gene Ontology annotation, biological process: monoatomic ion transport; serine import into mitochondrion. Gene Ontology annotation, cellular component: mitochondrial inner membrane. The record is from RefSeq and is a predicted model, not a curated record. NCBI's taxonomy places the organism in Eukaryota, Metazoa, Arthropoda, Arachnida, Araneae, Eresidae.